AUGGCGGACGACACACUUGAAAUAGGCUCAUCAGCUGAGGUUUUGGUCAGCCUGAAAGAAGGGAAGGGAACAUCUUACAGAUCACCACCUCGAAGCCGAAAUCCACCAAGAAUAAGAAAAAAGAACCAAAAAUUUUAUAACGAUGACGAGGAUACAUCUUACUCACCAUCAAAGUCCCCUCGCAGGACGAGCAGAGCACCCUCCUCACUUAGAAGCAGAAAUACAAAGAUUCUCCUAAGUUCCUCUGAUAAGAAGUCUGCUCAAGCUAUUGGAGUUCGCCUCAGAAAUCUCCUCAAGCUUCCAAAGGCUCACAAAUGGGUUUGUUACGAAUGGUUCUACUCUAACUUGGAUAUACCAUUAUUUCUGGGUGAGAAUGACUUCUGUAUCUGUGUCAAAGAAACGUUCCCACAGCUGAAAACAAAGAAGAUCAGACGUGUGGAGUGGAACAAGAUUCGUAGAUUGAUGGGGAAGCCAAGAAGAUGUUCACCAGCAUUCUUUGCGGAGGAAAGGGCAGCACUGGAGCAGAGGAGAAACAAAAUCAGACUUCUACAACAGCGUAAGCUAUCUGAGUUGAACAGCUUUAAGGAUCUUCCAGAUGAGAUCCCUACACAUCUUGUCAUAGGAACCAAAGUAACAGCACGACUAAGGAGGCCUCAGGAUGGCUUGUUUACUGGUACAGUGGAUGCCUUAGAUACAGUAAACAACAGCUAUCGUGUGACGUUUGACAGACCUGGUCUUGGCGUUCACUCAAUACCAGACUAUGAAGUGCUUAGUAAUGAAGACAUUGAGACUAUCCCUCUCACAGCCUUCCAACAGAAACAUCGGCCCAGACAAGCCAUCUUCUCACCCCCCAGAUUUGUACCCAGUCUAGGUUCACCUAAUCCUCACCUUGACAAUGAUCCAUUGUUGAGUGGGUCACCAUUCAAAGGUCGAUUGAUGAGUCUGGAAGGAGGAACAUAUGGUGGCUUCCCCAUCAAAUUCUUAGUUCAAGUUACAAAAUUAUCCAAGAUUCUCAUGAUCAAGAAAGACUGGGUCAAACAGUUAAAAACAAUGAACACAGAGGCUGAAAAGAUGAAGUCCUUCCUAGAACCUAUAUCUCCGGAGUUCCAGAGGAAGUACGCCAAUGCUGUAUUACAGCUAGAGGAUCUCAACAGAGAGCUGAACGAGUGUCUGAUAGGGGUACAGCAAUACUGUCAGGAGAUUGCUCCAGAACAGGGCCUAACUCCCUUGGACCAACCAUCAGAGAUCAGGACCAAGUGUGAUGAUGAAGCAGAGGAAAUGGUUUCCAGAAUAAGUGGGACCAUGUUCCACAACCGAAAGAAGAAUCCUAAAGUGAUGGACCUCAUAGCUGGUUUAACUUCUCUAAUGUUACAAGUACGGACGUUUUCAGAAACAGAGUUGAACUCUUUUGAAUUCAAGUCAUUACAAGACACGUUACAAGAUGUUAAGAGUCGAUUGGAUGGGAAUAGCUUGAAUGCCUUCAAGAAUAACGUAGACAUCCACAUUAAUCACAUUCAGAGUGGACUCAGCCAGAUGGGAAAUCUUCAUGCCUUUUCUGCUACUUCAUUCAAUGUCUGAUGUUCCCUGUUACUGAACUGGACCAUGACAAUUAUGGCCACGUAGUAACUGAUUUAACUGAUUCAGAUUUGACUAGGGCCAUAGCAACUGUUGCCAUGUCGUUGCUGAUUACGACUCAAAUGGGACUGUAGCAACUGUCGCCAUGUAAAAUCUGUUGGUUUUGGCAUUUGUGUUCUGAAUUAUGGAAGAUCAAAUGUAAACAUAUAUACACUAAUCAAUUAUCUUAAAAUCUGAAAAAUGUCUAUAAGACUUAAUAAAUCAUCAAUGUUUAAAGUACAUAAUCAGUUCAGCUUUGAUAUUAGGACCCAUGGUGUCUAAUAAAUUUUUCAGUCCUUAUGUAAUAUUAGUUCUUCAUUGGUCAUUGAUACUGAUGGAUUCUUUUUUGUCCUAUUGAUUCUAAUAGUUGCUAUUCUUCAUGACUGGGGAACAUUAUGAAAACACAGACAUGGAAGUUUUAUCUAAAAACAUUGUGCAAUAUAAUGAAAAUGUCAGAAGGAAAUGAUAGACAUGUUUAAAGAUACAUGUUGUUUUACAUAUUAUGUAAUAAAUCAGAAUUAGAUAUAUUCCAGAGUGAAUAUGUUAUUAAUGAUUGAUAAAUGUGGACAUGGCAAAAAUAAAUAUCAAUUAAGUUUAAAGUAGAAGAGGAUGCUUUAUGUCCUGCACAAUAUAUUUAAAUUGAAAUGUGACAAGAACAUUACUCUGUUUUGUAGAAAACAAGUUGUAGGAGAAUAUCUCCCAGCCUUAACCCCCACUUACUUUCCAUGCUAUUUUGGUAUAAAAUACUGCAUUAGUUCUAUAUUUCUGACAUCGUAUAUUUCAACAAUAGCCUUAUCUAUACAACAGUUAGAUAUAUAUGUAAUUUUAUUAGUGGAUCAGGUCCAUUUUGGGAUUUUUUUUUAUGAUUUAGUCCUUGCUAUAAUUAUAAUGUUAAGUGUUGUUAAGUCUUAUCACUAGAAUUGUUCAUCAAACUUUCUGUAUAACAUAUUUUGACACUAUGUAGUGAGAAAGGUGAGCUGAUGAUUGUUAUUGUUACUUAUCAAAGUGGAAUAUUUGUACCACUUUUAUCAGCAAUUCAUCAAUAUUCAUAAAUAUUUGAUGAAAUCUCCCAUAAUUUCAAUAAGAAAUUAAUGUGUAUGAUAUCAACCUGGUAUUUACCAUCGAUGUUUAUGGUUUCAAAAUAUAAAUGGAAAAAAAAUCUAGCAGCAUAUUUAAUUUGUAAUCACUUUCCUUUAAAUGAUAUUGAGUGAGGUAAAUUUCUUGAAACCAGACUCUAUUUAUGUACUAAUGAAAACUUUCCAGUUCAUAAAAAUUACAAUAAGUACAAAGGUUUUGAAAUUAUUGAUUUGAACCUAUAUGAAUUCCCCUAUCAGGUCUACUGUCAUUUCAUUAUGUCAGUAUUUCAUUUACUACGAGUAAUACCAGUAUGCAGGAGAGAUCUGUUUUAUCAAAAAUGGCUACCAUUCACUGUGAAUUCAUUGUUAUCAUUUUGGUUUUUUUUUUCAAUUUUGAACUGAGACUGAUGUUUUCCCAAAGUUGUAUAAUUUAAAAUGUUUUAUAAUGGCUUAUAAAACAAUGCAUAUUAACAAAAUUUCAUUGAACCUUGCUAACCCUAGAAGCAUUUAGGAUUGUCCAACAAUUUAUACUUUAGAUGGACAAAUUAACUUUUUUUUGACAUAUCUUGUAGGUUUGUUUACAGUUCUACUUUGCAGGUAACCAAUGUAGCUAUAUCAUGUAGAACUGAAUCCAUGCAUGUAUUUGCUUCAUUAAGAGAGGAACGGUGGCAGGGUUGAGGAUGGAAUGGAGUUAGUACCACAUAAACUUGUUUGCUCAAACAAAAUAAGUUAUCAAUUUUCUCAUAAAUUUUUAUUAAUGAAUUUCUCUAUACAAUUUUCUUGUUCACAUUCAUCUGAAAUAAACUGAUUUUAAUGAA
Molecule: messenger RNA, 3508 nt
Organism: Ylistrum balloti
Lineage: Eukaryota; Metazoa; Mollusca; Bivalvia; Pectinida; Pectinidae
Product: protein lin-9 homolog
Exons: 16
Coding region: 1-1578 (525 amino acids)
Biological process (GO): regulation of cell cycle; regulation of transcription by RNA polymerase II; DNA-templated transcription
Cellular component (GO): nucleoplasm; transcription repressor complex
Molecular function (GO): DNA binding
Source: RefSeq, a predicted model, not a curated record